Messenger RNA from Mya arenaria, 1026 nucleotides. RefSeq lists its product as uncharacterized. Bases 1 to 1026 code for a protein of 341 amino acids. Lineage: Eukaryota; Metazoa; Mollusca; Bivalvia; Myida; Myidae. The record is from RefSeq and is a predicted model, not a curated record. The transcript is spliced from 4 exons.
AUGGCAUUAACAGCUUUGUUAGCUGAGGAAGAAUUUGACAGUAUAGUCCUUGAGACAACGGUUGACAGUAUAGUCCUUGAGAUAACAGUUGACAGUAUAGUCCUUGAGACAACAGUUGACAGUAUAGUCCUUGAGACAACGGUUGACAGUAUAGUCCUUGAGAUAACAGUUGACAGUAUAGUCCUUGAGACAACAGUUGACAGUAUAGUCCUUGAGACAACGGUUGACAGUAUAGUCCUUGAGACAACAGUUGACAGUAUAGUCCUUGAGACAACGGUUGACAGUAUAGUCCUUGAGACAACAGUUGACAGUAUAGUCCUUGAGACAACGGUUGACAGUAUAGUCCUUGAGACAACAGUUGACAGUAUAGUCCUUGAGACAACGGUUGACAGUAUAGUCCUUGAGACAACGGUUGACGUUGACAGUAUAGUCCUUGAGAUAACAGUUGACAGUAUAGUUCUUGAGACAACAGUUGACAGUAUAGUCCUUGAGAUAACAGUUGACAGUAUAGUCCUUGAGACAACAGUUGACAGUAUAGUCCUUGAGACAACAGUUGACAGUAUAGUCCUUGAGACAACGGUUGACAGUAUAGUCCUUGAGACAACAGUUGACAUCCUUGAGAUAACAGUUGACAGUAUAGUCCUUGAGAUAACAGUUGACAGUAUAGUCCUUGAGACAACAGUUGACAGUAUAGUCCUUGAGAUAACAGUUGACAGUAUAGUCCUUGAGAUAACAGUUGACAGUAAAGUUCUCCAGACAACAGUUGACAGUAUAGUCCUUGAGAUAACAGUUGACAGUAUAGUCCUUGAGAUAACAGUUGACAGUAAAGUCCUUGAGACAACAGUUGACAGUAUAGUCCUUGAGAUAACAGUUGACAGUAUAGUCCUUGAGACAACAGUUGACAGUAUAGUCCUUGAGACAACGGUUGACAGUAUAGUCCUUGAGAUAACAGUUGACAGUAUAGUCCUUGAGACAACAGUUGACAGUAUAGUCCUUGAGACAACGGUUGACGGUAUAGUCCUUUAG